AUGUCAGGGGGUUCUAAGAAGAAGACUAGAGCAACUGUAGAAGAAACUGCGAAAGAAGAUUCUACAGCCGCGAAAAUUGCUGAAGCUAAUCCUGAUGCUAGCAAGUUAGCCGAAAACGUGACUAUGGAUGCUAUCCAAGCUAACAUUUUGGCAGCGCUGAAGAAUAUCCAGGAUGACAUCAAAAGAGAGUUUAAUGAUAAAAUCGACACUCUUAAGACUGAGGUGAGCGGUUUUAGAGUGGAAAUUGUCGGAAGACUGGAAGGUCUUAACGCAGACUUAAAUGGCGUCACACAGAGAGUUGAGGAAGCCGAGCAGAGAGUGGCGGACAUGGAGGAGUUCAGUGCUGAUGUCAAAGACGCACUGGAGCACACGCUACAACUACAGCUCGAGCUACAAACAAGGCUGACUGACAUCGAGUCCCGGGCACGCAGAAACAAUAUCAGAGUCCAUGGAAUUGUGGAGGAGCUAAACUACGAGUGUUCUAUGGUGGAGCCGUCUCCACUUUCUUCUCCGACUUCCAGCGGUGUGCGGCUGCAGGGAGGCUGGAGCCGCUGUGACGGGGUGUUGGAGCUCAGACACAAAGGGAAGAUGACUCGUCUGUUGCCCUUUAAUGAAGAGAGACACUGGGACGAUGGUCCUAGAUUCACUGUGUGCAGGAAUCUGGACUGUGGCACCGCUGUUUUUGCCGAAUACACAGACGGCUUUGAUUCCCGGGCACUGGACCUGUCAGUAGAGUGUGUGAAGAGAAACAACAACAUCAAAGACUGUGCCGGUAACGAGCUGCAGUCCACCUCAUGGGGCUUCAGGGUGGUGUGUUCAGGUUUACUGGAGCGUCCCACCCUGACCCUCUCGGUGACUGUGGGGGUGUCCCAGAUCGAGGCUCGGUCCUUGAGGGUCCUGUUGGGGUCUCAGUUCCUGGUCCAGUGCUCGGUGAAGCCUCAGUUCUCAGGAGGCUCCUUCCAGCUGCUCUCUCCCACUGGGAACCAAACCCUGCCUGCUGUCAAUCACUCUACACACUUCCUGUUCAACCACACUGGCCCCGCCCACAAAGGAGACUACACCUGUGUUUACCACCAACAGGUGUUCAACCACAGCUUCUCCUCCGAGAGCGAGGGACUGGAGCUGAGGCUGGGAGUUCGAGACUCAGACUUCAUCAUCAGAGUCGUGGUCCUGUUAUUACUAAAGAUUGUGUGCAUCCCAAUGAUCUACUGCUACUGCAAGGCCAAGGCCAGAGGGGGCGCUAGAGAGAGGACAACACCGAUAUAA
Molecule: messenger RNA, 1266 nt
Organism: Knipowitschia caucasica
Lineage: Eukaryota; Metazoa; Chordata; Actinopteri; Gobiiformes; Gobiidae
Source: the annotation of a GenBank genome assembly